Messenger RNA from Myotis myotis, 1537 nucleotides. It is a transcript of the gene APOA4, whose product is annotated as apolipoprotein A4. The transcript is spliced from 3 exons. Gene Ontology annotation, molecular function: lipid binding. Gene Ontology annotation, biological process: lipoprotein metabolic process; lipid transport. Lineage: Eukaryota; Metazoa; Chordata; Mammalia; Chiroptera; Vespertilionidae. The record is from RefSeq and is a predicted model, not a curated record. Gene Ontology annotation, cellular component: extracellular region. The coding region runs from base 131 to 1336 and encodes 401 amino acids.
GGUUUAAAUGUCUGGCUGGCCCCGGCUGGUCAGUUCGGAUAGGUGAGCCACCCGAGAGCCUGUCUUCUUGCUCCAGUUCCAGGAAGAGUCCGGUGUGGUAGGAGGCUCGGCCGCCCGCGAGCAGCCCAGGAUGUCGCUGACCCUGAAGGCCGUGGUGCUGACGCUGGCCCUGGUGGCUGUCACCGGUACUCGGGCUGAGGUCAAUGCCGACCAGGUGGCCACUGUGGUAUGGAACUACUUCACGCAGCUGGGCAACAAUGCCAAGAAGGCGGUGGAGGAUCUCCAGAAGUCUGAGCUCCCCCAGCAGCUCAACUCCCUCUUCCAGGACAGAGUGGACGGCGUGAACGCCUACGCAGAGGAGCUGCAGAAGAAGCUGGUGCCCUUCGCCACGAGGCUGCACGAGCGCCUGACCGAGGACUCGGUGCAGCUGAAGGAGAAGAUCAGAAUGGACCUGGAGGUGCUGGGGAAGCAGCUGCAGCCGCACGCCCAGGAGGUGAGCCAGUUGAUCAACAGCGGAGCACAGAACCUGCAGGACAGCCUGGGGCCCUACGCCGACCAGCUGCGCACCCAGGUCCGCACGCAGACAGAGAAGCUCCGGAGCCAGCUGAGCCCCUACGCAGAGCGCAUGGAGACGAUGCUGCGCGACCAGAAGGACAACCUGCAGGCCUCGCUGGCGCCCGUGGCCGACGAGCUCCAGGGCCUGAUCCACCAGAAUGUGAAGGAGCUCAAGGGGCACCUCACGCCCUACGCCGACAACCUCAAGGAGCAGAUCGACCAGCACGUGGAUGUCCUGCGCCAAAAGCUGGCGCCCUUAGCGAAGAACGCCGAGGAGAAUCUCAACCGCCAGCUGGAGGGGCUGGCCUUGCAGAUGAAGAAGAACGCGGACGUGCUGAAGAACAAGCUCCAAGCCGACGUGGAUCAGCUGGGCCGGAGCCUGGCGCCCCUGGCCGAGGACGUGCGCGGCAAGCUGGCGGGCGGCACUGCGGGGCUGCAGGAGUCCCUGGCCCAGCUCGGCCGCCAGCUGGACCUGAAGGUGGAGCAGUUCCGCAGCAGCGUGGAGCCCCACGGCGAGGCCUUCAACAAGAUCCUGGUGCAGCAGGUGAAGGAGCUCAACGAGAAGCUGGACCCGCGCUCGGGGGACGUGCAAGGCCACCUGAUCUUUCUGGAGAAGGAUCUGAGGGACAAGAUGAACUCCUUCUUCAGCUCCCUGCAGAAGGCGGGCCAGGACCAGCCCCUGCAGGAGGGCCAGGACCAGCCCCUGCAGGAGGGCCAGGACCAGCCCCUGGCGCCCCCCCUCCCCGAGCAGACCCCGGAGCAGGCACCCCUGGGGGGCUGAGCUGCCCCUGGUGCCCACGCCGGGCCCUGGACACCUGCCCCGCCCUGCCACCUGUCUGUCGGUCUGUCCCAAAGCAAUUCCCUUAUGAGUUUGAGGACACAUGUCCUGUGGAAAAUGACGCUACCUCUCGCUACUCAAUAAAACUGCUAAGAAACUAGCCCAGCCCGGGUGCCCUGUGACUUUGUGGUGUUGCUGGGACUG